This is a messenger RNA of Spodoptera littoralis (African cotton leafworm), 229 nucleotides long. The record is from the annotation of a GenBank genome assembly. NCBI's taxonomy places the organism in Eukaryota, Metazoa, Arthropoda, Insecta, Lepidoptera, Noctuidae.
GAAAUUGUUACUUCUACAUACGAACAACAGUCGUGACGGAUAUGAGCAGGAAGGCAUGUCAAUGAGUGGCGGCGCAUAGGCAACCACCUAUACCUAUCAUGCGAUAUCGAUGCAUCAAGAGAGAUGUCUUUGUUUUGGGCAUCCAGAAAAACACCACACUUUAUUUACAUGACCCCGUAAGAGGUCAUUGCUCUGCAUCGUGCGUGUGGAUUGGAAGGUUUAAAUAGCG